Molecule: messenger RNA, 3154 nt
Organism: Aplysia californica (California sea hare)
Lineage: Eukaryota; Metazoa; Mollusca; Gastropoda; Aplysiida; Aplysiidae
Product: osteopetrosis-associated transmembrane protein 1
Cellular component (GO): cytosol
Source: RefSeq, a predicted model, not a curated record
UCCGGUCUUAUGACAGCUGACUUGUGUUUAUAGUUGGACGGGAGAGGAGUUUGCAAGUUACUCUCCUACUUUCUCGACUUUCGCGUCUUUUUUGUGUUUAGAAAAGACACAUUUUCUCCUUCAGAGUUCUGGCUAAGGAACACACUGUAACCAUGCUUUUGUUUCUACUACUUUUCCAAGUGUUUGCCUCUCACACUUUGUCUGAAACGGAAAUGAUUUCCAUAGAGAAUGCAACAACAACGACGUCAACGAAACUCACGCCAGUGUUCGACAUGUGCAAAGCUUUUUACAAUCAGUACAUGGAACAGACUGAUCGUCUUGUCAAGUGUGAGCUGGUGUAUGCCAAUCCCUUCCGGAUGUGUACUAAGUGUAUAAAGGAGUAUUUCUCUGCAAGUCAAACGUACAAGGACUUGAUUAAUCAGCCUGAGCUAGAGGCAUGUCGCGAGAAAUAUUUAGUCGCUGACCGUGUGCAGGUCGUCCCCACAAUACAGAAGAACAUAGAACAAAUGUGGGACGAUGCUGACUGUAAAGAUUGUACGGAAAAUGUUACCAUCAACUCGACCACGAUGGAAGUAAGCUACUCAGUGCCGACUGAUGUGUUGGAAUUUGCAACAUUGUACUUCAACUUCACCAACUGUGUUGAUGCUCAUACAGUUCAAUUGGAUGAUGCUGUAGGGCCUCAGGAUAACCUGACUGUCUGCCAACUUUGUUUGGAGGAAUACUCGAGGCUCAGCGACCACUACAGCAGCAUGUCUGACUUAAAGAAAGGAAUCCUGUGUAUGGACGUGGUGGAUAUGAGAAACGUCUAGACACAAGUACAGAUGGGGCGUUCGUCUCAUCACAGACAUAUGGGGCAGCAGGCGACUCAGUAGACAACACCCAACAGACGGGCAGUGUAUUGCGACCUGUGACGUAACGAUGCUGACCUUCAACCCCUGGCCCAGCUCGGGGUUGUGUGAGGGCUCAGUGCGUGGGGAUUUUCUGUUGGUGCUUGACUGUGUGCGGAGAUGUUGCAUUCAGACUUGUCUUCUGUUUUCAUCGGAGAUAUUAUUUAAAAUAGUCGCUUUACGGGUGAUCCAUACGAAAAUGUGGAAGUACUUGUAGUUUUAACUAUGCUUACUUAAUGUUUGUGAAUGAGGCAAUUUUGUUUGGCUGCUGUUUGUCAGAGAUUGGAAUGAUGUGAAUGAUUCUGGGGCGGGGGGAUACGUGUGCGUAAGUCAACUGAGCUGAUUCAUGAUAAGAUAGUUUACAAUCAUUGUAUGAGUUUUCCAUUAACUUUUAUGUUGUACAUUUUGUACAUGAUAUAGAACUUCCGGCUGUGGAAUUUGUCUGAAAAGAAAAGAAGACAACAUUGAGUUCACUCAAAGUGCCAUUCAAAAAUUUGCUACGCAUCCAACCAAAGUUUAAACUGUUUAUUUUUACUCUUUUCUUUUACCUCGGUUGCUUCAGCACUGAAUAGCAUCUGCCAGCAAUUAUUGAGUUUUUUAAAUGAUAUAUUACCAUUGUUUGUGAUGCCACGGUUAGGCGUUUUGCCAUUGUGUGCAGAAGACAUUUGUUCAGUUCCCAUGUGGGGAUAAUUUUUACCAUGUAUCUCCAUCUGUCUCCUGGGAUGCUGUAUCUCUUUCAGCUAUGGUUUGCCCUGACAUGCAGGGUCAAAGCAGCCUGCCUCCUUAAUGAUAUAUUUAGUUUAAAUAGGAGUGUAAUACUUAAGCAAUUACAUUUUUAUAAAAGAUAUAUAAUUUUACCCUGAUAGUUGUGAGUCAAAGAAAAUUUUCAAUCUAAUACAGCUUUACAUUGCAUGGACAGUGAUUUUCUGUGAAUGUACAAAUAGCAGAGAUUUUCUUGUCAUUCAUGAGAAAUACUUUGCUCAGUUUUUUUUCCCUAUCCAAAGUGAUACAGUGUAUCAUUGUAAAUAACCUGUUUUGUCUUUUAACGAAGAUUUUCAAGAUGUGCUUGAGUAGAUUUCUCGUUUUUCUUUUUGUUUACCUACCAUACCACGAGUCGUCGACCCUAUAUUGUUUGUUUUCUGGAACAUUCAGUGUUCUUAGAUAAAGUCAUAUGACGUCAGCCAAUAAAUCUAAACGUCUAACUCCAAUUUCUUGAAUUUUGCAGGAGAGACAAAAAACUGUAUUCAAUGGCACUUAUGGGAUUUACUGCCUUUAAAAGCACUAGACUGAAAUAAAUUACUCUACUUUAAAGUAUUUAUGUAAAAAUUACCGAAGUUUUGUUGUUUUUCAGUCCUGAGUGACACAGAUACACCACUCCCUUUUGAAUUUCUUAGCUUCCAAUUGUUGCUAAACAACAUGUUUGUUUUGAAUUCUCCGACCUUGCACUGCCAGCGCACGCUUUGCUAUGUCUGACUCUGUCAUUCUGACAUGUUAAUGUUACUGAAAAACUCGAAAUGACUAGAUCUGCGGUCAAUCCAAUAAGAAACCUAUGGUGCUAUAAACGAUCUAAUUAGUACUACAUAGUAUUUGUAUACCCAUGCUAUAGAUCUAGAAUCUAACAAUGGUACUGUUAUUAUAACAAAAACUGAACGUUGCACUUUAUUUCCACAUAAUUCUAGUUAGGCAAUGGGCUUGUGCACUAAUAAAGUACGACUUUAAGUUUUUACUAUACAGCUACCAUUCGAUCCGCCAUUCUCAAGGAAAUUGUGAGAAGGGUUGGUUACUUCUCUAGUUAUGAGAGGGGGGGGGGGAGAAGAAUUUUCGUAGGAGUCGUCUUCAUGUUGCUUUUUUCAUGGCUAAUUCUUCCUACGUUUGAAGCGCACAUUCUGUUGCAGUGCUUGCAUUUAGUAAAGUGGACCGAAACUCUGUAUUUCCGCUGUUUUCCUUUAGCCGUUGGCGCUUUUCAGCCUACUUGUUUCUGAGGCUGCUCUCUGGCUCAAUAAUUCUUUCCUUUAUCAUUCUCUUCCAUGUUUUCCUGUCUUCAACUAUUUCGUCCCAGAUGCUGACAUCUACUAGAAACUUAGAUACGCUGUUUUUGCAGAUGUCUUUGUUCCUCAUGUUUGGCCUUCCUAUUGGUUUCUUUCCCUUUUCAAGUUCUCCUUAGAGCACACUGGUGACGUACUCAAUUCUUACUGAACCGGAUUACUGGAAGAAGAUGAAGUACUAAAUCAAUAGUUUAAAUCCAACAUUCACACAAAAAAAAUAAA